AUGUCAGGGACAGACAGGAAGUGAUGUCAGGAACACAGGAAGUACAGAGGAGACGUUGGUGGAAGUGACAGCAGAGAAGUUAACCAUCUACAGAGACACCCACAUAGAUCACAUGAUGGCACCAAUGAGGAUGGAGGAGGACCGGAGUCACAUGACUGAGAGGAUACUAAACCUCACCCUGGAGAUCAUCUACCUGCUGACUGGAGAGAGAUUUCCUCUUCUGAAGUCAGGUGAUCAUAUGACCAUCACAGUGCCUCCAUGUGACUCCCUAAAGCCUGAGAGACACAACAUGCAGAAGAUUCUAGAAGUCACCAAGAAGAUGAUGGAGCUACUGACAGGAGAGGUUCCUAUAAGGUGUCAGGGUGUCACUGUCUAUUUCUCCAUGGAGGAGUGGGAGUAUUUAGAAGGACACAAGGAUCUCUACAAGGACGUCAUGAUGGACAAUCAGCCGCCCCUCACAUCACCGGAUGGAUCCAGUCAUGGGAACCCACCAGAGAGAUGUCCCCGUCCUCUGUAUUCCUGGGAUUCCACACAGGAAGGUCACACCAUCCCUCACCAUCAUCAGAGUGGAAUCCUCGGGGAUGAUAAUAUUGAUGUUAAAGAAGAUAUAAAGAGGAGGAUGAGUAUGGGGGGAUGGAGGAGUUUUCAGAAGGACACAAGGAUAUGAUGGAGCCACCUAAUACCAGGAACCCACCAGAGAGAUGUCCCCAUCCUCUGUAUUCCCAGGAUUCCACACAGGAAGGUCACACCAUCCCUCACCAUUGCAAGAGUGGAGAUCCAAUCGAUAUAGAAUUUGAGGUGAAAGCAGAAGAAGAAGAGGCGUAUGUGAGGGAUGAUCAGCAGUCUAUGGAGGAGGAUGGAAUAACGGACAUUAUGGAGCCACCUCCUACCAGAGAUCAGCACAGAGCUCACACAGGGGAGAAGCCAUUUUCCUGCCCUCAGUGCAAAAAAUGUUUUUCACAAAAAUCCCAUCUACAAAUACAUCAUACAACAUACCACACAGGCGAGAAGCCAUAUUCCUGUCCUGAGUGCGAGAAAUAUUUUGUACAAAAAUCACAUCUUGUCACACAUCUGAGAGUUCACACAGGAGAAAAACCGUAUACCUGUUCCGAGUGCGGAAAAUGUUUUUCAGACAAGUCCUUUUAUCACAAACAUCAAAAACUGCACACGGGGGAAAAACCAUAUUCCUGUCCUGAGUGUGGGAAAUGUUUUGUAGAAAAAUCAAAACUUGUCAGACAUCAGAAGUCUCAUGCAGUUGAAAAGCCAUAUUCCUGUCCUGAGUGCGGGACAUCUUUUUCAGAGAAGUCCAGUCUUUGCAGACAUCAGAGAUCUCACACAGGGGAGAGAAGCCAUUUUCCUGUCCUGAGUGCGGGAAAUGUUUUUCACAUAAGUCCAGUCUUUACACACAUCAGAGAUUGCACACAGGUGAAAAGCCAUAUUCCUGUCCUGAGUGCAGGAAAUGUUUUUCAGACAAGUCCAAUCUUUCCAGACACCAGCGAUCUCACACAGGAAGAAGCCAGUUUCCUGUCCUGAGUGA
This is a messenger RNA of Staurois parvus, 1537 nucleotides long. NCBI's taxonomy places the organism in Eukaryota, Metazoa, Chordata, Amphibia, Anura, Ranidae. The record is from the annotation of a GenBank genome assembly.